CUAACCAUUGGUCUAUCUCUGUAUUACCAUAAUUUUAUAUCCUCUAACCAGUGGUCUACCUGUGUGUAAUGUUACCAGUUUCAUAUCCUCUAACCAUCUGUCCAUGUAUCCACCAGGCUGGCGGGUUGAGAUGAUGGUUGCAUGUGCUGGUCACGUGACAAUCAACCUCCUGUGUGCGAUGACCGCCCAGCUCUGGGCCUUCUAUCUGACCGCUAUCUGGACCGGCUUCUUCAGAAUGGCGGUCGUGACCUUGCCCUUUGUGUUGGCUAAUCAAUUCGCCCUGGAUCAGGGUGGAGAGAAGAACACAGGGGUGGCUCUGGCUUGUGUGGCGUCCAUGUUGCCAGGUGGUUUUCUCGUCUGCUCGGCGUUGCUAGGGCCGCUCAUUGACGUCACAGGAAAUCCGGCCACGCCCAUCUAUUACACGGCGGCCACCGCCCUCCUUGGAGGAGUCACCAUCUUCUUUCUAAAGUAAGGUUGGAGGAGUCACAAUCUACUCUCUGAGAUAGAGCAGAGGAGUCACCAUCUUCUUUCUAAAGUAAGGGUGGAGGAGUCACAAUCUACUCUCUGAGGUAGAGCAGAGGAGUCACCAUCUUCUUUCUAAAGUAAGGGUGGAGGAGUCACAAUUUACUCUCUGGGGUAGAGAAGAGGAGUCACCAUCUUCUUUCUAAAGUAAGGGUGGAGGAGUCACAAUUUACUCUCUGGGGUAGAGCAGAGGAGUCACCAUCUUCUUUCUAAAGUAAGGGUGGAGGAGUCACAAUCUACUCUCUGAGGUAGAGCAGAGGAGUCACCAUCUUCUUUCUAAAGUAAGGGUGGAGGAGUCACAAUUUACUCUCUGGGGUAGAGCAGAGGAGUCACCAACUUCUUUUUAAAGUAAGGUUAGAGCAGUCAUAAUCUACUCUCUGAGGUAGAACAGAGGAGUCACCAUCUUCUUUUUAAACUAAGGUUGGAGGAGUCACAAUUUACUCUCUGAAGUUGAACAGAGGAGUCACCAUCUUCUUUUUAAAGUAAGGUUGGAGGAGUCACUUUCUAAGUUACAUUUGGACCAUUCACCAUUUUAUUUCUAAAGCAGAGACGGAGGCGACUGACUCUAUCUUCUGUCUAAAAAUAGGUUUGGAAGAGUCACACUAUUCUUUUAUAAAAGUAGAUUUGAAUCAUUUUUAUUGUCUAAAUUGUUAAUAAUAAACAAUCAAUAAUUGGAAUUGUAGAAUUGGCUGAAUGAGAAAGUUAGUCUAGUUUAACCGAAUUCGUCCCAGUUAGCCAUACAGCUAUUCAUUAAAUUGCAUAAACAUUUGCUAGAGUAUACUCAAAUAGAAAAUAAUGUGCAUAGAUAGUCACGGUAGGCCUGUUAAACACAAAACAUCAGCAGGCACCAGCUUGGUCAGUCUACAAGCAACUACAAGACAAAAUAUCCCUGACACAUUCAAGUUAGCGUGGAUAAUUAUUGUUACACUUCCAUUUAAAAUGCAAUAUUCUGGUAGGCCUAUUCUGAGGCAGCUACACAGUGUGUUAAUUCAGUCACGAACGUGUUGAUAUCUACUCUAAUGUGCAGUGUGUUAGUGUUAUGUUGAUGUUAAAAAAUUCUGUAUUAUUUACUUGAGUGUCCUUGGUUAUAAUUUAUCUUAAUUAAUGCGCUUAUUCUUUUGCGUGUAUUCGAUUCACUAUGUUAAAUAAAAUUAAAUUGCUAAUUAACCUCGCCUGUUUUUACUUUCAUGAUAUUAAUUCCUGUUAUUGAUUAAGUUAAUGUGUUGGAUAAAAAAAAGUACAUAACCUGCUACAUACCACAGCGGUUUCCCGAUAGUAUGUGACAGAAUACAUUUUUACAUGGGUGUUUUCGGCUGAUUGUAACAACACAUUCGGAUAUAAAACUA
This is a messenger RNA of Physella acuta, 1868 nucleotides long. RefSeq lists its product as uncharacterized. Lineage: Eukaryota; Metazoa; Mollusca; Gastropoda; Physidae. The record is from RefSeq and is a predicted model, not a curated record.